This is a messenger RNA of Coniosporium apollinis CBS 100218, 2811 nucleotides long. RefSeq lists its product as uncharacterized. Gene Ontology annotation, molecular function: MAP kinase scaffold activity. The transcript is spliced from 2 exons. The coding region runs from base 1 to 2811 and encodes 936 amino acids. NCBI's taxonomy places the organism in Eukaryota, Fungi, Ascomycota, Dothideomycetes. The record is from RefSeq and is a predicted model, not a curated record. Gene Ontology annotation, cellular component: actomyosin contractile ring; cell cortex of growing cell tip.
AUGAACGCAGCCCGCUCCCACGCCCUGUCCCCAGCAUCAAUCGACAGCAACGACACUUGGUCACCCGUCACGCGCUACCAGAGCCUAGACAGCAGCUCCCCAUAUCCCUCCGCUCCUCCCAGUCGCAAUCGCAUCGAUACACCACCAACUUCCGUCCACACAAGCACCAGCACAACGGCUACAACAUCAGAUGGCGGUCUACCCAGCCACGGCGGCGUUGGGCCCCUCUCAUCGACCAACACCAAUCCCUCUCCACCUGCCUCUAUAGCCAGGUCCAGCGAUGCCACGGGCCGCUAUGCUCCCAGCGUCGCCGACUCGCGCGCAAGCACCAGCAAGAACAAACCGAUACAGGAAGAGACACUCUCGGAGCAUUAUCAAGUCCUCAAGCAGUACCUAGCACCAUAUCUUAGAGACGAGAAGGGUAAUCCGCGACCCAACCGCGCGCGAGACAAGCUGCUCAGGCUGAGCGCCGUACAAUUCCAAGAGUUAUCCACAGACGUCUACGACGAGUCAAUCCGGCGGGAAGAACAGCGUCGCGAGCGCGCAAACCGUCCAAUCGGUGCGCCAGAAACACAGGGCCAAACACCGAGCCACCUGUUGCCCAUACCCAAGUUUCAUCCGAAGCGCAACCAGGCGAGGCAGAAGCUUUCAACGCUCCCGCUCGAGAGAUUCAGACAGCUAGCUACAGACGUGUUCUUCGAGCUUGAGAGGAGAUUCCCCAGGUUCGCAGGCGGAGAGCCGUCACGCGCGCCCAGCCCAGCGCCAUCAACCGCCAGCAGCAAUCGCAGUGCGCCACGAGCGAACGGUGGGCCGCCGCCAGGAUGGCGAGGGCCGAGGCCGGGUGCAGGAACAGGCGCGGCGCCGCCGCCGCAACAGUAUCGGAAUGGACCGUCGCAGUCGCCUGGAGUUCCGGGCAGUCUGGCUAUUGGGGAAGGCACAGGUCAAGGGAGCGGGAAUGUGUAUGGGCGUCCGCUACCGAAGACGUUCCAGAGUAACACGAUUGUGCCGAACAAAAGUACGAUGGUUGAAGAUGAUGACAGCGUGAGUGGUGCAGAUGAGGAGGAGGAUGCAAGGAGUGACGCUUUUGGGCUGGAGACAGACGGUCAGAGGAACAGCGAGCUUGCGGCGUUGAGUCAGGAGAAAGAGAAGGAGCUUGUGGAGUUGCGGGAAAAGGUCGCUGGGUUGGAGGGGAAAGUAGGAUCGCUGGAGGCCACAAUGAAAGACAAGGAUGAGGAGGUAGAAAGGUUGACAACGCAGGGCAAGAACCAGGAGAGUGCAAGUGAUGCGGAGAAAGAGCAGUGGAUGAGCGUACAGCGGGGGUUGGAGAGUAAGUUGGCGGAGGCGCAAAACCUCAACGCGUCGCUCCGCUCCGAGAUCGACAAGCUGCGUAGUGAAUCCUCGGCCACGCAACGAGACCUUCGCGCUCAGAUUGAGGAAGCUAAACGGAUUGUAAUCCCCGCUCCGGCACUCCCUGCUCCAGCGCCUCUUGUGGAAGGCGACUGGCAAAAGCGCUAUCUGGAGCUGGAGCGCGAGCUGUUCGAACAGCAACAGGUCACCGAGGACGUCCGCCGUGAGGCCUCGCAGUUCCUUGUCGAGAUGCGCGCCCUGUCCGAAAGAAGCGAUGCAGCCUUCGAAAAGGAGGAGAGGCUUCAGCACAGAGUGAACUCCCUCGAAGAAGAGCUCCAGCAGUGGAAGUCCCGGUACGCCAAAGCGAAGACGCAACUGCGCACUCUGCGCGCCUCCUCCGUGGGAUUAUCAUUGCAGAACCCAACAUCAUCGCUCUACAUCCGAGAUGGUAGCCUCAUGGGGAUCAACGGACUAGUGAAGGAUGUCCAUGUGACCAAAUUCCAGCUCAGUAUCGACGAGCUUCUCCAAGCGGCUCGGCAAUCGAAUGCCCAAGCUGUGCUGGACUGUAUGAAGACAGUCGUCGUUUGUGUCCGAAAUAUCACCUCGGACGUAGAUACCGCAGACUCCUCCCGCUCGAGCAUGGAGAGUACUGAGACGCCAAGAAGCCACACCAAGCUCAAGGCGAGGGUUAGCGCGACGGCAAAUAACCUUAUCACGGCCUCGAAAAACCACGCAGCCGCUUCAGGUCUCUCGCCGGUAUCGCUGCUAGACGCAGCCGCGUCGCAUCUCACCACCGCAGUCAUCGAGCUGGUCAGGACCGUCAAGAUACGUCCCACACCUGCCGAAGAGUUGAACCACGACGAGGAUCAGGGAGAGAAGGGAUAUUUCAGCUUGGCCAAUGGCAUCAGCCAUCUACGCGAAGCAAGCACGACCAGCGCCGGCUCCUCGGCUGCGGGCUACAGCACCAACAGAAGCUCUGUCGAGCUUGGGUCAGCGGCGGUGGCGCCUGUGUCAAACGGGGUGCGCAAGAUUCAGGGCCACGACAGCGAGCUACAAGACUUCAAGAACUUCCUCACCAACCAAACCACCCACCUGAUCACCACCCUCACCCCCCUCGAAACCGCCAUCCGCGCAAACCCCUCCACCGAAGAAGAAGAAAAUCUCAUAAACGCCCAAAUCGAACAGAUCGCCCAGCUGCUCCUCUCCAUCUCCACAGCCACCCACGACGCCACCUCAUCUUCGCACAUCGCCGCCUCCGAGAGAAGCGCCUUGGAGAAACACACUCUGCCGGUUGUGAAUGUGCUCGAGGAUUGCAGGAUGCAGCUUAUGGAUGUUGAGGAUGUGGAUGCGGUACUGCCGAUCACGUUUAGGGUUAGUAGGGCGGUUACGGAGAUGGGGAAACGGGUGGAGCGGGUUGUUGGGGGGAGACUGACGGCGGGGAUGACGCUUUCGGUAGACUUGUGA